Pelmatolapia mariae (spotted tilapia) is the source of this 6282-nucleotide messenger RNA. RefSeq names its product sodium bicarbonate cotransporter 3-like. The transcript is spliced from 26 exons. The record is from RefSeq and is a predicted model, not a curated record. Gene Ontology annotation, biological process: monoatomic anion transport; bicarbonate transport; regulation of intracellular pH. The coding region runs from base 226 to 3918 and encodes 1230 amino acids. Gene Ontology annotation, molecular function: monoatomic anion transmembrane transporter activity; solute:inorganic anion antiporter activity; sodium:bicarbonate symporter activity. NCBI's taxonomy places the organism in Eukaryota, Metazoa, Chordata, Actinopteri, Cichliformes, Cichlidae. Gene Ontology annotation, cellular component: apical plasma membrane; plasma membrane; basolateral plasma membrane.
GGAGUAGACCCCACCCUUGUUAUUUCGUUAUGGAUUUUAAUUGGUCGAGAAUGCCGGGCGUUGAAAGUCAAUUGGAAACACGUCGCUGUCGAUCACUUCAGAGGCGUUUCUUACCCAGUUCAUAGGAAAACCACAAAGGCUGCCCCUUACCGCAACUAUCAGCUGGGCCGGGCACUUCUGUACAUCAGCUGGCAGAAACCGCUAACCGCUCGCAGGGCAGGUGAAAUGGACUAUCCUUCGGAACAAAUGAGGCCCCUGUUGAGAGCAGGUCUAGAGGAGGAGGCGAUUGUUGACCACGGAAAGACGAGCUUCGCCACUCUCUCAAACUAUGAGAAAGACGAUUUUGAAAGCCACAGAGCAGUGUAUGUGGGUGUCCAUGUUCCUCUUGGGAGGGAGAGUAAGCGGAGGCAUCGCCACAGAGGACACAAGCAAAGAAAGAAGAAGAAUAGAGAUUCCGAGGAGGGAAAGGAAGACGGCAGGGAUUCUCCUACUUAUGACACACCAUCCCAGAGGGUGCAGUUCAUCUUGGGUACAGAGGAUGAUGACCUGGAGCACGUCCCUCACGACCUCUUCACCGAAAUGGAUGAGCUGUCCUUUAGAGAUGGCACUGCCACUGAGUGGAGAGAAACUGCCAGAUGGCUGAAGUUCGAAGAGGAUGUGGAAGAUGGUGGGGAGAGGUGGAGUAAGCCUUACGUGGCCACAUUGUCCUUACACAGCUUAUUUGAACUUCGUAGCUGCAUACUUAACGGCACAGUUAUGCUGGAUAUGAGGGCCAGUAGUAUCGAGGAAAUCGCAGACAUGUUGAUAGACAGUAUGGUGGCGUCAGGGCAGCUGAAAGAGGAUUUGCGUGACAAGGUGCGGGAAGCAAUGCUGAAGAAACACCACCAUCAGAAUGAGAGAAAGCUCAGCAAUCGCAUCCCACUUGUGCGCUCCAUUGCUGACAUAGGAGAGGGCCUGUCCUCUUCACGUCUUUCUCUCCACAAGCCAGGGACAGCAUCCUCUGUAUCCAACCUGUCCCAGAGACGAGAGUCCAGAGUCUCCGUUCUGCUCAACCACCUGCUGCCCUCUUCUUCUUCCAACACUGGGCUUUUCCCAGGUCCUUCUCCCUUUACCACCCCUCAGGCUUUACGCCGUUCUCAGAGCCCAUCACACAGACAGGGCGUAGUCCUCGGCCCACAAGGCAUCCCUGAGGUUGUGGUAUCUCCUCCAGAGGAUGAGGACCCACCAGAAGAAGAGGCGGUAUCACCACAGCUCAGCCGGCGAGCAUCCUCAGCAUCCCAGAGCGUUGAGCUGCUGCCCUUAGAAGGACCACUGGUGUCUCAGAACUCCGUCCCAAACAAUCUGGAUAGCAACAAGGCAAUGGAUAGGCGACCAUCCAAAGUAGGGGUGGACAUGAAUUUCAUGAAAAAGAUUCCCCCGGGUGCUGAGGCUUCCAAUGUGCUAGUGGGAGAAGUGGACUUCCUGGAGAAGCCCAUAAUUGCAUUUGUUCGACUGUCACCUGCAGUCCUUAUCACAGGCCUUACUGAGGUGCCUGUGCCCACAAGGUUUCUUUUCCUGCUUUUGGGUCCUCACGGUAAAGGACCACAGUACCAUGAAAUUGGCAGAUCCAUGGCCACACUAAUGACAGACGAGAUUUUCCAUGACGUUGCAUACAAGGCCAAAGACCGUACUGAUCUACUGUCUGGGAUAGAUGAGUUCCUUGAUCAGGUGACUGUCCUUCCUCCUGGAGAGUGGGAUCCCACAAUUCGGAUUGAGCCACCCAAGAAUGUCCCAUCUCAGAUAAAGAGGAAAAGACCACCGCAGCCCAAUGGCAGUGCACCUCCAGCUGGAGAACUGGAAAAGGAGGAGGACCAUCAUGCAGGGCCUGAGCUGCAGAGGACUGGGAGAAUUUUCGGAGGUCUGGUCCUGGAUGUCAAGCGGAAAGCGCCCUUUUACUGGAGCGACAUCAGGGACGCGCUCAGUCUACAGUGUCUCGCUUCUGUCCUUUUCCUUUACUGCGCCUGCAUGUCUCCUGUCAUCACAUUCGGGGGUCUGCUUGGGGAGGCGACAAAAGGCAACAUAAGCGCCAUCGAGUCUCUAUUUGGGGCAUCACUGACAGGAGUAGCAUACUCCCUCUUUGCAGGCCAGCCCCUCACUAUUCUUGGCAGCACGGGGCCUGUUUUAGUAUUUGAGAAGAUCCUCUUUAAGUUCUGCAAGGACUAUAGCUUGUCCUACCUGUCUCUACGGACCAGCAUUGGUCUGUGGACUGCCUUCCUGUGUAUCAUCCUCGUGGCCACAGAUGCAAGCUCUCUGGUUUGCUACAUUACCCGCUUCACAGAGGAGGCCUUUGCAGCACUGAUCUGCAUCAUCUUCAUCUACGAAGCUCUAGAGAAGCUCUUUCAUCUGGGAGAAUUGUACCCUGUCAACAUGCAUAACAGCUUGGACAACCUUACUCUGUAUUCGUGUCAGUGCUCUCCACCAGCAAAUGCUACAGAUGAGGUCAUGCAGAAGUGGAACCAGUCCGGAUACAGUCCAGACUCUAUCGAAUGGAGCAGCCUCAGUGUUUCAACGUGCAAAUUGCUCCAUGGAGACUUUGUGGGUCCUGCCUGUGGUCACCAUGGGCCGUACAUCCCAGAUGUUCUCUUUUGGUCUGUUAUCCUCUUCUUCACAACCUUCUUUUUGUCAUCAUUCCUCAAGCAGUUUAAAACAGAAAGAUACUUCCCCACCAGGGUGCGAUCCACUAUUAGUGACUUUGCUGUGUUUAUAACCAUCAUGAUUAUGGUGCUAGUGGACUACCUAAUGGGGAUCCCGUCUCCUAAACUGAAUGUUCCUGACCGCUUUGAGCCAACUUCAAAGAACAGAGGCUGGCUAAUGGAUCCGUUAGGAGAAAACCCUUGGUGGACACUGCUGGUGGCAGUACUUCCUGCCAUGCUCUGCACCAUCCUCAUUUUUAUGGAUCAGCAGAUCACAGCAGUCAUCAUCAACCGCAAAGAGCACAAGCUGAAGAAAGGAUGUGGCUAUCACCUGGACUUACUCAUCGUGGCAAUAAUGCUGGGCGUGUGCUCCAUUAUGGGCUUGCCGUGGUUUGUGGCUGCAACCGUCCUCUCCAUUUCCCACGUUAACAGCCUGAAGGUGGAGUCUGGCUGCUCCGCACCGGGAGAACAGCCCAAGUUUUUGGGAAUCCGGGAACAGCGAGUCACGGGAUUUAUGAUCUUUGUCCUGAUGGGUUGUUCUGUCUUCAUGACAUCAGUGCUCAAGUUUAUUCCAAUGCCGGUUCUGUACGGAGUCUUUCUCUACAUGGGUGUCUCUUCCCUCAAAGGUAUUCAAUUCUUUGACAGAAUCACACUGUUUGGCAUGCCUGCAAAGCACCAGCCUGACCUGAUCUACCUGCGCUAUGUGCCACUGUGGAAGGUCCAUAUCUUCACCCUGAUACAGCUCAGCUGUUUGGUGCUGCUCUGGGUAAUCAAGGUGUCUGCAGCAGCUGUUGUAUUCCCCAUGAUGGUUCUGGCGCUGGUCUUUAUCCGAAAGCUUCUAGACUUUUUCUUUACCAAGAGAGAGCUGAGCUGGCUCGAUGACUUGAUGCCAGAAAGCAAAAAGAAGACGGAGGAUGAUAAGAAAAAGAAAGCACGUGAAAAGCUGGAUGAAGAGUCCGGACUGGAGGAAGAAGAAGAGAUGGGGAUUAAGGACACUUAUGAAGACUCAAACCGGCUCAAGAUCCCAGUGAAGGAACUCUCAGGGAGUUCUGACACUGACCCCUUGGUUGUAAAUAUCUCUGAUGAAAUGGCCAAAACCGCAGUGUGGAAAGCAGUGAACUCGAGUGCAGAGUCUUGUGUCCAACCUGUGAAGCUUAGCGGAAGCCAGGAAAAGGUGGCCUGCGUUAGAGUCGACGUCAGCCCAGACACACCUGGAAGAGACUCCACUACUGAGACGUUCCUGUAAUAAAUUGUGCAGACCUCCUUUUGUCCUCAAUACCUUCUCCUUUACAACACUUUUACCACACUGAUGGACGCAAUCUUAGAGGGAAAGGGGACACACUGAACUGGAGCAGCACAACCUCUCUGCAGAGCUCCUUCAGGGCAGCAGAUGAGCUCCCUUAAGGAUGUGAGUCCUUCUUCAACACACGUCUUGAAGUCCUUCAUGUACAGAAUGUGUACGAAUGGUUGCCAAGAUGUACUAUAAAGGAUAAAACUCCAAGAAACAAAGGAAUUCUGCUGUAACUGCCCACCGAUGUUCACUGUUCAGAAAUUCUGUCUGACUAGCAGCCAUUUAUUACUCAUUUGAAGCACAGACACCAAAGGAAGGGGCCUCACUGGUGGGGGUGUUCAACUGUGUGAAUUUUACUUUUAAACCAUCAAAACUUUUAUAUUUAUAUUUAUAUUUUACUUUUAUUAUUUUAGCUGUUCAUGUUACUCUACUUUUUCUUUCUUGUUAGCAUUCUCCAUUUCUGUAUAUUUAAGGUGGAACUGAGACCUUUCACUAAAGUACACCAGCUUUGAAACCUUUUUGAUUAAAGCCAUUCAGGUACUGUCAGCACCAGAUAAUUCUAUUUUAUAUUUGGUCUGGCACAAUAAAUGACACAAACCAAAACAGACAGAGGUACAUUCAGAUACUACUACUACUACUACUACUGCACCACACUAAUAUUACUGCAUACAUCUUUGUCAGAUUUGCUCAUGAAUAAUCUCUCCUGUCUCUAGGGGAACACUCAGUAUUGAUACUGCUGCUCAAAAUUAGUUUUUACUGUAAAGCCUCACUGUUCAUAGUGUAUGUGAUCUUACUGAAAUAUCACGCGUAUGUGUACUGUGUUCUUUUCGUUUGUAAUAUUGUAGAAAUCUACUUCAGAGGCCAUACGAAGUCUGUACUGUAUAGUAAGCACUUUGCCAGUAUAGUUUCCUACCUAAGAUGAAUUAUGGUGUGUUAAUAAAAAGGUUACUCCUCCUCCCUCUGUAUUUAUGCAUCAGUCAUUCAAAUGUUAAUUAUACAACUCAGGAAUCUUGAGUGAUUUCUGACUAUCGCCAUUUGAUAUUUUAACCGUCUGUCCACUGUGUUCCUCUCAUGGCUGUCAUCACGACUAUUUUACCUAACACUGUAAAUCAUGACAUAUACAAAGGUGCGAAAAAAUGAGAAUAUUUGUGACCCCCAGAUAGCAGCACCUGUUUUUAUACUGUCUAUAUUAUUGUAUUAUUAUUACUGUAUAUGUGGGUGUGGGUGUGUGAGUAUGAGCGAGCGUGUGGUAUAAAGAUAAUUUGUUUAGUGUUGCAAAUCAUAAAUCAUUUUAUGCAAAAUAUUUCUACUGUAUAUGUAAAAGAAUAUAUUAUAUUCUAGGAAUUCUUAUUUUGCUGACAGCAGUCCUGUUUUAGCAAUAAGUAUUCCAUACUGUGCAAUGGACGGACUCCUGAACUUGGCUAAUAUUCAGGCAAAGAAUUAUUCAUCAAACGACUUCUGUGUAUGUUUAAUCUGCUCUGUCUGUGUGUAGCUACAGUGACUAUACGGACAAUAGCUUAUGUGCCUUGUUGAAGCUCUUUGUGUACAAGUCUAGUACUGAUAGUUUAAGUGUUCAGAAGAGAGGUACGGGCAUACGCGGUGGCACCCAAAUGCCAAAGACGGAUCGUAGAGUGAACGAGGACACGGCUCUUUUCCAGAGGCUUCUUUCUGUCGUAGUGUAAUGCCAUGUCUGUGUGAAGGUUGUAGCCUGAGCCAUUGACUCAAAACAGUGUAGUUCAAUUUAUUCUUCCAUUUAAAAAUGUAACUCUAAAUACUGUUUGUCUGUGUGUGUGUGUUCUACUAUCACAGCUAGUGUUUGCUCACAACAUAAAAGCUCUGUAAUCAAUUUUGAGGUACUGUUUCUUUUCUAAGUGAUUAGUGUGUGUCAAAGUGUUGUGCCGUCAACAUCCAGAAAGAAGUGACAUCUAUAUUAAUUUAUAUAUUUGAUUAGAGGGGAAAAAAUGAUUCAUGUGUGGUUAUUUCACUACAUAUGUGGACGUUAAAAUGAAAUGUAAAAUGUUGUCAUUAGAAUAAUCAGAGACGGUUAACGUCCACCAACCAGCUAAGAAUUUACGAUUCCUGUUGUUUAUCUUGUUUUUCCACAUUAUGAGGUUCGAUUUAAGAUGCAUGAAUCUGGAUAAACGAUCAAUAACAUGAAGGAGUUUCUGGCCUCUAUUGUCACACCAACAACACAAAGUAGAAAAUGCAUUUGUUUUGUACAGACAUCAGUGAAGCACACGGCCUCCAGUUGUUAACUUGAACGAUGACUCUUCUGUCAUGGCUGAUUGUUGAAAAGCAAUAAAAACGAAUACAAGGUGA